This is a messenger RNA of Sapajus apella (tufted capuchin), 1637 nucleotides long. RefSeq names its product clathrin binding box of aftiphilin containing 1 (gene CLBA1). Gene Ontology annotation, molecular function: clathrin binding. NCBI's taxonomy places the organism in Eukaryota, Metazoa, Chordata, Mammalia, Primates, Cebidae. Bases 647 to 1621 code for a protein of 324 amino acids. The transcript is spliced from 5 exons. Gene Ontology annotation, cellular component: AP-1 adaptor complex; trans-Golgi network membrane. Gene Ontology annotation, biological process: intracellular transport. The record is from RefSeq and is a predicted model, not a curated record.
GGGCAACAGGGCGGCGUGGGCUGGAGGGGACGGCUGGUGGCAGGUUUCGCCCGGCUUGCCGGGCCCAAGUGAGGCGGCGACGAAGGUGCGUGCGGGCCCUGGGUGCAGGACGCGUGGGGACCCUUGCGAGCCGCGGGCUGGGCACUCAGCCGGCCACCUCGGACCCUGUCCAGACUCGGCGGUCCAGGGCUGCCCUGCGGGCCGCGUGCGAGAAGGACUCUCUGGAGACCCCGGGGCGCCGCACCCCUCCUUCCCACUUGGGCCUCCAGUGGGAGCCCGGUUCCCGCUCCUCUGGUCAGUGUGGGGCUCCCAGGCCUGCUCGAGACUCUCUCCAGAGAAGGAGCCCCGCCUUGGGCCGCUCGUCGCACACGUGCCGUGGGUCCGGGACGCGCCCCUGUGUCGGACUCCGCGCCGGCGCGCAUAGGAGGAAGCCAGGACUUCCGGGCGACCCCGCCGUGUUUGUGGCUUGUGUCAGCUCCACAACAGCACGUGGGCCCUCUCCACCAUCAGCCACUGGGCAGCCCGGGGCACUCCUGCGCCUCCCAGGCCCUAUCCAGGACAGGGGAAGGUUGGGCGGCCAGCACUGUGGUGUGCGUGUCUCAAGAGCAGCUGCCCAUCGGGCCUCUGCUGGCCUGGCAGCUCCAAGAUGCAAGACCGGCAGCAGCUCGGGGAAGAGCCUUUGAGUGACUUCCAGGCGGAAGCAGCCAAGGCUUCCCUCCGAGUGGCACCUGAGAGGCUGAGUGAUGACAGUUUGGAAUGGAUACGGAUCUCCCCUGACCUUCUCCUGCCGGGUGGGAAAACCAGCAACUCCCUGCCCGGUGAGGGUGGUUCCACCUGCACCACCCGGUGUCCUGACCCUGGGGAGCACAGCAGCACUUGGGGGGAGUUUGAAGGCUUUCGGGAAUCUUCAGCUAAGUCCGGACAAUUCUCGCAGUCCCUGGAACUCCUGGAGGGACCCACAGAACUCCAGCCACCGAGAACCACUUCUGCCCCAAAGGAGUGCAGUUCUCACCAGCCGUGCCAGGGUGGACCUUGGGUGACAGGAACUGCUGCUAUCCCACCUUCUGAGCCCAUUCUCAGCAAUGAGAACAUUUUAAAGUGUGCUUUUCAAGAAAUAACAGUUCAGCAGGCAGCUGAAGACAUUUCCACCCUAGACCAUUUCCUAGAAAUAAGCAGUGAGGAAAAGCCUGGCCUUGAAUGUGUGCAUAAAUUGUGUAAUGAAUCUAGAAAACUCUGGAGAGUCCUUCAGAACACAUACACGUCUGCUUCUCAGUGCCUCUGGAGCGAAUCUCAUUGCCAGGAGAAUUUUUUUCUCGUUCUCGGGAUAGAUGCCAUGCAGAAGGACCUUUCUGGAGGCCAGGGCCACAUCAUGGACGAUUCUGACCUCAAAGAGCCUGAAGGACUCCUGACUGUCAGCAGCUUCCGCCUCCACCAUUGCAAAGCCCUGAUCCAGACCAAGCUCUCGGGGCCGCCUCACAGCAGGCAGGGGAGCCUGAUGGCCUGCAGCCGCUUCCUGAAGACCCCCUUCUGUGGAGGUGGGCAGCACUUCACUCUUCCACGGAAAAAGAUGUUCACACCACGCAACCUAAAACUGACAUUCUUUAAUAGCGAUAUUUGCUAAAAUCAGGAGUACUUUA